UAAAGGCUGUGAGCGGAGUGAGGUGCAUGAGUGCAUGCACCCGUGCCAGCCAUGCCCACAAAGGAGCUGCUGGUGCUGGCGCUGAUGCUGGUAGCUUUUGUUUCUGCCGGUGGGGCAGAGCUGGAAGAGGGGAACGGCCUGAGAAGGCCGACGUGUGGAGAGAUGGCUGAGCUGCAGGCAUGCCCCCUGCUGCACUUGCCCGUCUGUGGGAGCGAUGGGAACACCUAUGCCAAUGAGUGCUUGCUCUGUGUGCAGAAAAUGAAAACCAGGCAAGAUAUCCAGAUUUUGAAUGAUGGGGAGUGUCAAGAUAUCUGAGCCUUCUGGUGGCUUUCUGGUGGCUUUUCUGAGCUUGCAAAUAGGUGAUUAACUUAUGCUGUAUGCUCUGCGUGCAUCAGACAUUUCAGUCAGUGACAGUAAAUAAUAAAAUUGCAUACACAAUCUUA
This is a messenger RNA of Meleagris gallopavo (turkey), 443 nucleotides long. RefSeq names its product serine peptidase inhibitor Kazal type 4 (gene SPINK4). Lineage: Eukaryota; Metazoa; Chordata; Aves; Galliformes; Phasianidae. Gene Ontology annotation, molecular function: protein binding. The record is from RefSeq and is a predicted model, not a curated record.